CUGUUGACGUUUAAACUUUUUUUUUAUUACAUUUAUGUUAACGAGGCAAAGGCAUCCAACACACAGCCUGUUCUAUAUACCACGGAGGAAUAUAAAAACGGAAUGUCGCUUGAUGAGGCAAUCAGUAGACAUCGAUAACACACAAAGAUGAGAGUUCUGAUCGUCGCCGCCCUUGUAGCCUGCGUGUCAGCGGCGCCAAGCUUGCUGCCUUACGGUGCUUUCCCAAUCGCACCCUGGACACCCUACUCAGCAUUCCCAGUUGCACCCAUCGCACGCGUGUCACCCUACGCAGCGCUGUCGGUAGCACCCGUGGUCGUGGCGCCGGAGGUACCCGCUGGUGACAUCCAAGCUGCUGCUAUUGAUGCUCAGGUUAAAAUCGCCGAUCAAGCCCGAUCCUUAGCCGACCAAGCGAGAGAGCUGGCUGAACAAGCCGCCGAGAACAAAGACGAGGGCGUAGUAGAAGCCAACGACUUGGCCCAAGAGAAAUCCGGAGAAGCUUUCUGGGCUGCUGAAGAACAGAAAUGGCAAGCUCUCAACGCAGCACAAAUCGCUGAGGCGAGACUAGCAAGCGAAUCCGCCGCUCAAAUAGCACCCGAGGCUGCUGCCGAAGAGAAAUCUGAAACAGCUGAAGUCAAAAGCGAAACAGGUGAAGUUAAGGCUGAGGAGAAAUCCGAAGUGAAAGCCGCUGAAAUUGAAAAGGUUGAGGAAGUCAAAGAAGUUAAAGAGGAGGAGAAGAAAGAUGAUACAGUUGAAGUCAAAUCAGCCACUCCAGAAGAAACCAAAGCAGAUGAUCCUUUCGCUGCUUACAAAUCGGGAGUACUGGCGCCGGUAGCCGUAGCAUCUCUUAAUCUGCAUCCCUAUGUUACCCCGAUCUCCUACCAAGCCGCCUACAGAUCAUCAUUCCCGGUCGCAGCUGUCCCUAACCCAGCGUUCCCCUACUAUCAGCCAGCUAUCGCUGUUAAGCACGCCUGGUAAUAAAUACAUCACUAAAAGACUAAUAAAUUGUAAUUAAAGUUA
This is a messenger RNA of Bicyclus anynana (squinting bush brown), 1017 nucleotides long. RefSeq names its product pupal cuticle protein PCP52. The record is from RefSeq and is a predicted model, not a curated record. Bases 148 to 975 code for a protein of 275 amino acids. Lineage: Eukaryota; Metazoa; Arthropoda; Insecta; Lepidoptera; Nymphalidae. The transcript has 3 exons.